Alnus glutinosa is the source of this 927-nucleotide messenger RNA. Its product is annotated as (+)-neomenthol dehydrogenase-like. Gene Ontology annotation, cellular component: membrane. The transcript is spliced from 4 exons. Lineage: Eukaryota; Viridiplantae; Streptophyta; Magnoliopsida; Fagales; Betulaceae. Bases 153 to 569 code for a protein of 138 amino acids. The record is from RefSeq and is a predicted model, not a curated record.
UUAUUGGAUUAUUUACCGAUCAAAAGAUGAAAACCAUGGAAUCAUUUGACUGUAUAUAAAAUGUGAAUACUAAUAAAUUAUCCUAUUAUUGAACUGUUCUUUUCCUUUGGUCUGUGUCAAACUUACUAUCUCGUUCAACUUAAGGGUGUUGAAUGUCCUCCCUAUUAAACUUAAAGAGUCAAGCACACUAUUCUGCUUACCUCAAAACCCAUAAAACCAAGAGCAAAGCCAUGACGAAGAGGAUUGCAGUUGUUACGGGGGCCAACAAAGGGAUAGGAUUUGAAAUAUGUAAGCAGCUUGCUUCAAAUGGGGUCAAGGUCAUAUUAACUGCUAGAGAUGUGAAGAGGGGCAAUGAAGCUGUUCAAACACUCAAAUCUGCUGGAUACUCCGAUGUGAUUUUUCAUCAACUUGAUGUUGGGAACAAGCCUAGCAUUUCUUCUUUUGCAAAUUUCAUCAAAACCCAGUUCGGAAAGCUUGACAUAUUGGUGAUAAAUAAUGCAGGGAUUGGUGGAUCCAUAAUUAACCCAGAAGAUCGAGAGGGCUUAAAACAGGGGUAUGAUAAAUUAUAGGUACAAAUCCCGGAUCCUUGGAGACAGUUUUUAAGCAAACUUACAAAACUGCGCGCUAGGGAUUGUCUAAGGACAAAUUAUUAUGGGAUCAAGCAAGUGAGCAAAGAACUAAUUCCACCUCUGGAAUUAUCCAAUUCAGCAAGAAUAGUAAAUGUCUCCUCCACCUUCGGACAAAUAAAGGCACAAAGUUAUUAUAUAUCAAAAUGUAGACAGUUUUAGUUAUGUCACAGAUGCUAAUAACAAUGAAAUUUCAGCGUAUUUCAAAUGAGAAUGCAAGAAAGGAGCUAGAAAAUGCAGAUGGCCUCACAGAAGAGAAAGUGAACAAGGUGGUGGAAGGGUUCUUAGAAGAUGCCAAGGA